GAGCUGCCUCCUCCCAUCCUGGACCCGGGCUGCCUGCAAGGCUCUUUAAAUUGCCGGUUGGCACAGCCCUGCACACAGACUUCAUCAGCAUGGCACGAAGCAUCCUCCUGCUGGGGCUCCUCGCCCUGUGGGUGCAGCUGCAGGCAGCACCCAUUGCAGAGUUCCAUGGAGUAGCUCCAGCUGGGUGGCCACCACCACCAGGGCAGCUGGGAAGUGUCCUGAGCCUUGAGGCUGGGAAAGAGCCCAGCAUGAUGCCUGGCAAUGAUGAUGGUAAUGGUGACAAUGACAACAACAGCUCCAAUGGCAGGUGUUGUGACUCCAGUAGCCAUGAAACUGGUGACUCCAAUAGCCAUGAAACCGGUGAUGGUGGCAACAAUGCCAAUGGCUACGGUGAUGAUGGCAAUAAAAAUCAGCUGUGUGAUGGCAGUGACCAUGAUCAUGGUGACAACGACAGUGGUCAUGGUGAUGGUGAUGGUGAUGGUGCUGAUGGUGUCAACGGUGACAAUUCCAAUAGCAAUGAAGAUGGUACUGAUGGGGAUAAAAAUAAAAAUGACCUUUCUGAUGGGAAGGGCAAUGACAACGAUAAGGGUGACAAUGACAGUGAUGAUGGUGAUGAUGGUGAUGAUGGUGAUGAUGGUGACGAUGAUGAUCAUCAUGAUGAUGAUGACGAUGAUGGUGAUGAUGAUGAUGAUGAUGGUGGUUAUGAUGGUGAUGAUGGCAAUGAUGAUGGUGAUGAUAGCAUCAAUGAUGAAAAUUCCAAUAGCAAUGAAGAUGGUGAUGAUGGCAUCAGUGAUGAAAAUUCCAAUAACAUUGAAGAGGAUGAUGAUGAUGACAUCAACAGUGACAGUUCCAAUAGCAGUGAAGAUGGUGACUCCAGUGACAAUGAAUAUGAUCUCUCCGAUAGCAAUGAAAAUGGUGGUGAUUAUGGGAGGUGGAGAUUUUAGAUUGUAAAGGUGUAAUUGCCCUGGGAUUUUCAGAGAUUUUUGGAUUCCUCUUUUGUGGCACACAGCUCAGGCUACCAGAUUUCACAAUUGAUCUGUGCCAAUAAAUGUAUCUAGUGAACAUGA
Messenger RNA from Prinia subflava (tawny-flanked prinia), 1067 nucleotides. RefSeq names its product aspartate and glycine-rich protein-like. The record is from RefSeq and is a predicted model, not a curated record. The transcript has 2 exons. Bases 90 to 944 code for a protein of 284 amino acids. Lineage: Eukaryota; Metazoa; Chordata; Aves; Passeriformes; Cisticolidae.